Molecule: messenger RNA, 5676 nt
Organism: Durusdinium trenchii
Lineage: Eukaryota; Dinophyceae; Suessiales; Symbiodiniaceae
Source: the annotation of a GenBank genome assembly
AUGAUCCGCUUGGGCUUGGCCUUGGGCAGCUGCUUGGGCGCACUGUCGCGGGUAGGAGUGCUCAUCGAUGCCUGCUCCGGUGUGAGAUGGACAGCAAUUGACAAAACUGCUGCUUCCAAGACACUGCAGGAGAACGCCGUGCUGGCAAGGCAGCUGGAACGCUUGGGUAGCAACCAAUGCCGCUGCAGCAAUGGUCUAGUCCAAUGCUUUGGAGGGGAUCGAUGCCUAGCUGCUGAUGGCAACACCUCCAGCGUGAUGAGUGAAUUUAUAGCUUCAGGCCCAUUUGAGUGCCGGCAAUGCCCUGAAGUCAAUGGGCAGCCGAUGGCACCGACGCAGGACAAGAGCCGAUGCCUGCCAUGUUUGGUGGAUGAGAACGACCCGGAGACUACCUCCGGCUACUCAACCACUUGGGGCGAUUGUGUGUGCCCUGAGGGCAGCGCGUUGCUGGAAAGGCGCAGUGAUGGAGCUUACUUGGCGGCCAAGAAGUGUGUGCGCUGUGCCAGUGGCCUUCUUUUCAGCUCUUCCUCUGAGCCCUUGCCCAGCUAUGGCUGUACGCCAUGCCCAGAUACCGAGCGCAUGUACCGACAGGCCUCGACCGGGAAGUGCAUUUGCCGACAGGCAACCACCAAUGAGGCAGGCUUUGUUGAGGCGGGUGGCGCUUGCGUUUCCUCUGCGGAGUUCAAUGAGGUGAACAACCGCUUCCCGGAGUCAGCGGCAGUGUAUGUGCAAUAUCGGGACAUCAUUGAUGGGCGCGAGGCCUGGUGGAAAGCUGGCCCUUUUGGGCAGUUUUUGGGAAUUGAGGCGCGAACCGCCAGUACGUUUGAGGUUCUGAAAUUGGAUGCUGCUGGCGCACAGGAUGUCAGUGUGACUAGUGCUGCCAUGAAGUGGCUGUACAUGCGCUGCAGUGUCGGCUGCCUGAGAGGAAAUGCCACAGCAUGUCAAUGCGUGUCCAACCUGUGUGUUUUGCAACUAUAUGACUAUGAGGCCACAGUUUGCGCAUUUGUCCAAGAUCUCUAUCAAGGCAAGGCGCGCGUGCCUGGCAGCACUGCAGUGGAGGGGAUGCCUUGGUUGUACUACUCACCUCAACGCCCAGUUCAAACUUUGCAAAAUCCUGUCCUGAACUGGCGGCUGAACUUUGCAGAUGUACUGGUUUUCUGGCUGGCCUCAUAUUCCCUUGAAGGCGCUUGGCUGGGCUGGCAACGCCUGGAAUCGCAGCUAGACCCCUGUUCGAAAGGUGGCACGUCUUCAAAGCCUCGAAGCUUGCCAUCUGCUUGGCGGCGUUUUGGAAGUUCAUUGCGCUCUGAGUGCAACAUCUUAGCCAGCAGCAUACUUGAGUGCGGCCUACGUCCUGUUUUCUAUGACCUUUUUGUCGAAAACACCGAUGGCAGUUUGGUUCCGGUACCAGUCCGAAUCCUGAACAUCGUCACGCAGACUGGUGGACGCCCGAACCUGAACCUGGCUGACACGGAGGCCAACGAUGAUGUCCUGGUCCGCCGCUUCAUGUUGUGUGACGGCAUUUCUGGCCGGGAGAGUGGCCCUGGAGGCCCUGGUGAGGCUUACUUGGACGGCACUGGCUACCUGCGAGUACUUCGUUGGGCAGCCCACCUCGCAGUGCAGGUCCGGGUGAGGCCAGAAGGACAAGGCCAAAUAUAUGUACCUGUCCUCAACGUCGCUUAUGCUGAGAAGAGAGCGGACAACCUUCAGGAAGGCACCAGUUUACCAGGAAGCUUUGCAGCCGAGUACUCCAUGGAUGCGUCUGGUUAUUGGACAGCGGUGAUUGUCUUCUUUGUGCUGCUGCUUCUCUUCAUGUUGGCCCUAAUGAUCACCAGACUUUGCCUGUUGGGGUCCAGGUAUCCCAAUGUCUUGGUGCACCCAGAUCCCCACUUGUUUGCACCGCGGAUGGUGCUACAACUCUUGCUUGUUUUCUCCACUUGCUGCUCUACACUCUUCUGGUUUCACUACGCCAUGACUCUGUUUUGGCUUAUCAUGUUCAAAAGCCAGAAUGUGCCACUCUUGCUACUGCCUACAGCCUUGGGGGUGGGACAAUAUGAAGCUCAUGAUGUCAUGCUGGUCAUGGUCUUUUCCUUGGCAAUCUUGACCGUGAGCAUGGGUCUUUGGAAGCAACUGCGCAUCUUCUUCUUCCUCGUUGAUUGGGAGAAGCCCCGUGAUGUGAAAUCUCCAGAACUGCCACCUCUGCUUGGUCCCAAUCCACCACCACCAGGGCCAGGUCAACCAGGUCCACCAACCUUGGUGGGAUCACCUCUUUUGGGCUAUGGUGGCACUCAGCUCCCCCAAGCUCCACAAGCCCCUCCACAGGCUCCAGGCUUCGUGGAAUCGGUCCCAGUGCCGGACUCGGGGAUCUCGGCCUGGCGGAGUUUGUUCGUGUGCAACGAGCUCAAUGAAAGGCUCACCGCGACCCGAGCGGUGCCAGAGAUCACUUGGCUUGCCAUCCUGGCCUUGUUGGAUGGAUGUCAAUGGUCCAAUGCAGCCAGGUGGACAACACAUGCCGAUGGCCAAUCGGCGAUGGCGGCCGAGUUUAAUCCCUUUCUGCAAUUCUCACUGGGGAUCAGUGUUUGGAUUUUUGUGCUGGUGUUGCAGUUUCUGUUGCAGCGCAUUGGGUGCAUUUUUCUGGGGCACGAUUUGAAUGACUUCAUGGAUGUGUGUUCCAUUGCAAAUAUAUCCGUAUUUAUUUUGGAUGAGCCUUUUCAUGGAUACUACAUCCAUGGCAAGGCACCUAGUAGCCGUGGAGACUGGGGCCACACCGAGCUUGAGCGGGUGCUGCAUGACGAGGAUAAAGGAAUUGGCUUCAGUAGGGGCUUGAGCCCAGAUGGAUGUCAGACCUUUGAGAUGUUCCUUCCUCCAGAUACAGCUGUCCAGCUGGCCAAUGGUGAUGUGGCACACUUCCGCCAGCAGCUUGGUCAAGUCUUCAUGGAUGUACAAAUGACACAGGACACCAUCGCCCGGCGCGAUCCACCAAAGCCCAUCAGCCAAGAUGUGGCGCAGAUGUCACAGCACAGGUGCAAUGUCCAGGCCUUGGUGGAUGCAAUGGUGAACGCCGUGAUGAGAGGCGCCAACGAAGUGCUGCAGAUGCGGAGCUCCUUCAGCUGGUUUUGGGGUACUGCGCCCAACGUGCUCACCUUGCAGCACCCGAUCUUCUACAAGGAUCAAGAUGGCAUCUCUUUCCCCAAUGGGCUUGGAUGGUCCUCUUCCUUGGCUUACGGGGCCGAGUUGCGCAUUGCUGGCAUUGGUAUUCCACUUGGCUUUGAAUGGCACUUGGGACUUUUGGAGCUCAUGACCUUCUCGCUCAUGUGGCGCUUUCAAGGCUCAAUUGGCUUGGCCUGUGCCUUAGCCUACUUGGUGAAUCGCUCCGUACUCUAUGUCUAUGGUGCUUGGGGAAAGGCACGCUUGGCACAUACGGCCAUCAUCAACGGCAUGCGGAUGUUUGAGGUGGAACUGCAAAAGAUGCAGGAGAAGAUGGACAACAUGCGGCAGGAUAUGGGAAAGUUGCAGACGAGCCCGCCGGAAGUCAUUGUCUCGCCCCGUGACGAAGGACCUUCCGUCGACCUCAGUGGUUUGGAAAAGCACAUGGAGAAGAGCAUGAUGACCUUGAGGAACGACCUGGAUGAUAGGAUGUCGAAGAUGUUCGAUGAGAACCGGCAGCAACUGAAUGAGCUGGCGAAGGCUGCAGCCUCCAAGCCACCAGAGAAGGACAGCGACGAUGCCCGGGAGUUUGCCGGAGCAGUGGAAAGGCAAAUCCAGCAAUUGCGGCAGCAAUUGAGUGAUGUUCAAAAGCAGCUGGCCGAAGAGGUUAAAGCAGUGGUGGCCACUUCCAAAGAGACACCUGACAAGCCAGUUGCAGAACAGGCUCCUGUGGCUCCAACUCCAGCACCGCAGCCGCAGCCUGCGCAGCCGGCCGUGCCGGUGACACCUGAAGCGCCACCUGUCCAGACGGAGCCCCUGGCGCCGAAGGAGCCCAAAGCACCACCGAAGGCGCCAGUGCAGGUGGAAGACGCAGAAGAAGAGACUCCACCUCCGCGAUUUCAACCGCCGCAGCCCAUUGAGAUUGAUGAGGAACCUCAGGUGCCCGCAGAGCUUGGCUUUGAUUGGUCCAAAGUGCCUGGCCCCGCAUCUCCCAGCUUCCAGAAAGCCUGGAAAGAGGGCAUUGCCAAGUGCAGCACCGACACCGAGAAACUGCUGUUCAUGAUCUCCAUGACGGGUGAGCGGACGCGCCCACGCAAGCCCAAAGAUGGCCUGCGGGAGUUGGAUGUGACCUGGGGCGGCCAGUUGUCGCCCAAGGAUGCCAAACGAGCCCAGGAGCCACGCUUGCCUGAGCCGAAGGAGGAAGCGAAGGACGUGAAAGUGGAGCAGCCAGUGCCAAAAGCAAAUGACCCAAAGAAGCCGGCAGAGAAGCGUGAAACCAUCCUCACUAGGCGUGCUUUUGCCAGUGGCUUCACUGGCUUUCUGCAGCGAUGUCGACCAGACUUGUUGGAAGCUCCCGAGAGUGUGGGCCAAGUCAGUCAACCCAAAUCACUCAGCGCUUUGGUCGAGGCAGCCACAGCAUCGCAAGCCCUUUCAACUCUUUCACCACCACUCCCUCCACCUCAGGGGCCGCCACAGUCGGGGCCAGCUGCCUCCAGUGUGGCAUUUGCACCAGAGGCCAAGAAGCUUCUAGAGCCAAAGGCGAUGCCACCUGACCCUGUGACGCAAGUGCUGCAACCAAAGACGUUUGCAGCGACAUCUCUACCUCUUGGGGCGAUCCCACCGAAGGCCACGCCAGCACCUGCGGUGCCUGCGGUUUCUGCGGUGCCGCCCGCCAAGCCGCCCAUGGCUUCACCUCCGCCGGCGACACCGCCCGCAACCCCCUUGACUCCGGCGGCACCCGCUUCGCCACCGGCCCCGCUCAAAGCAGCGGCUUUGGCCAAGAGUCCCGAGUUAGCUUCACCAUUGAGCACGCCUCAAUCCUUGAGUCCCACACCACUGCCCUCACUGAGCUCGACUCCUUUGAAGAUGGCACCACCAGCGCCCCCGCCUGCGCCCAGUGUGCCGCCGCCAAAGGCACCAAAGGCACCACUUGGCGCACCACCAGGGGCACCGCCUGGUGUGCCUGGCGCGCCGGUAAUGCCACCGACACCAGAGAAGCUCGAGAGGCCUGUAGCCAAGCCAUUGGAGCCAGUGCCAGAGGCUAGAGAAGACCGCACAGAGUCCUUGGAGACCAUCCAGCGGAUCAGCUCCCUGAAGUCCAGUGAGGACAUGCGACCGUUUGCUGCACCUCCAGCGCCAAAGGUUGGUCUACCUGUCGGACCACCUGGCGGACCUGCCCCUGGGCCACCGAAACCUGCCGUCGAGAAGCCGACAGUGCCGCUUGGAGGUCCAGGCAGCAGCUCGAAGGAGUCAGCUGGACCCUCGCAGUCACCUCGUGAGGCACCUGGAGACGUAUCCGUGAAGAGCAUGUCAGAUGCUACGCCAGCGAAUGCAACGGGAGGAUGGCUGCAAGGCGGAGCUGGAGCCACAGGACCUGCUUCGUUGAACAAUACAGCUCAGAGCUCCAUCAAGCCAUUUUCGCCCAUGAGCGAGUCCUCUGAUCAGAGCUUCGGCUUGGACAACACUUGGAAAGGUCCAGGCCGGGAUGGCAAUGCUGAGCCAAGUGCAGAUAUGGCUGUGGAGGAAUUUGAUUGA